AUGGCGCUUCCAAGUCCCUUCAAAGGGUAUCACCAUGCCACCUAUCCUGCCAUUGACCCAUCUCGCCCCGAGCUCUCGCUAAAGGGAAAGAAUGUGAUCGUCACAGGAGGAGGCGGCACCAUUGGAUCCGCCAUGGUCGGGGCGUUUGCCCAGGCAGGCGUCAACCUCAUCGGCAUCGUCGGCCGCAACCAGAAAACCUUGGACUCGACGAAAGCCAAACACGCAACUCAGUACCCCGGUGUCAAUCUAGUGACAGCCACAGCAGACAUAACCGACCCGACAAGUCUCGAAGCCGCCUUCACCCAGAUCCGCGAUACCGCCAAAGGUCCCAUCGACAUCCUUAUCAGCAACGCCGGCUACCUGGCGCGGCCGGCCACGAUCAUGGAAUCCGAGCCGCGUGAGUGGUGGACGGCAUUCGAAAUCAACGCCAAAGGCUCCUUCAACACGCUUCGAGCAUUCCAUGCAGUCGCAGUGACGCCCCAGGCCGUCAUCGUGAAUCUCACCAGCGGCGCAGCACAGGUUGCCAAUCCGGCAUGGUCGGCCUACUCUGCGUCCAAGCUUGCAGGGAUCAGAGUCUUUCAGACCUUCCAAGUGGAAAACCCGGACUUUCAUGUCGUCAGCAUACAGCCAGGCAUCAUUCAGAGCGAUAUGAGCGACAAAGCGGGACCAGGCAUAACGCCGCAAGAUUCGGCCGACUUGCCAGCGUCUUUUGCUGUGUGGUUGUGCAGCCCCGAGGCGAGGUUUCUCAAGAACAAGUUCGUCUGGGCGAACUGGGACGUGGACGAGAUGAAGGCUCGGGCCAAUCAGAUCCAGAACUCUCCGCUCUUCACCAUGGGGUUGGCCGGAUGGCCUGUCUUGCCGGACGAGCCAGCAAGCGGGUGA
Exophiala xenobiotica is the source of this 882-nucleotide messenger RNA. RefSeq lists its product as uncharacterized. The transcript has 2 exons. Gene Ontology annotation, molecular function: oxidoreductase activity. NCBI's taxonomy places the organism in Eukaryota, Fungi, Ascomycota, Eurotiomycetes, Chaetothyriales, Herpotrichiellaceae. The record is from RefSeq and is a predicted model, not a curated record. The coding region runs from base 1 to 882 and encodes 293 amino acids. Gene Ontology annotation, cellular component: cytosol.